Molecule: messenger RNA, 2043 nt
Organism: Panthera uncia (snow leopard)
Lineage: Eukaryota; Metazoa; Chordata; Mammalia; Carnivora; Felidae
Gene: GPR27
Product: G protein-coupled receptor 27
Exons: 1
Coding region: 1-1134 (377 amino acids)
Biological process (GO): G protein-coupled receptor signaling pathway
Cellular component (GO): plasma membrane
Molecular function (GO): G protein-coupled receptor activity
Source: RefSeq, a predicted model, not a curated record
AUGGCGAACGCUAGCGAGCCGGGCGGCGGCGGCGGCGGCGGCGAGGCGGCCGCCCUGGGCCUCAAGCUGGCCACGCUGAGCCUGCUGCUGUGCGUGAGCCUGGCGGGCAACGUGCUGUUCGCGCUGCUCAUCGUGCGGGAGCGCAGCCUGCACCGCGCCCCGUACUACCUGCUGCUCGACCUGUGCCUGGCCGACGGGCUGCGCGCGCUCGCCUGCCUCCCGGCCGUCAUGCUGGCGGCGCGGCGUGCGGCGGCCGCGGCUGGGGCGCCGCCGGGCGCGCUGGGCUGCAAGCUGCUCGCCUUCCUGGCCGCGCUCUUCUGCUUCCACGCCGCCUUCCUGCUGCUCGGCGUGGGCGUCACCCGCUACCUGGCCAUCGCGCACCACCGCUUCUACGCCGAGCGCCUGGCCGGCUGGCCGUGCGCCGCCAUGCUGGUGUGCGCCGCCUGGGCGCUGGCGCUGGCCGCGGCCUUCCCGCCGGUGCUGGACGGCGGCGGCGGCGACGACGAGGACGCGCCGUGCGCCCUGGAGCAGCGGCCCGACGGCGCCCCGGGCGCGCUCGGCUUCCUGCUGCUGCUGGCCGUGGUCGUGGGCGCCACGCACCUCGUCUACCUCCGCCUGCUCUUCUUCAUCCACGACCGCCGCAAGAUGCGGCCCGCACGCCUCGUGCCCGCCGUCAGCCACGACUGGACCUUCCACGGCCCCGGCGCCACCGGCCAGGCGGCCGCCAACUGGACGGCGGGCUUCGGCCGCGGGCCCACGCCGCCCGCGCUCGUGGGCAUCCGGCCGGCGGGGCCCGGCCGCGGCGCGCGCCGCCUCCUCGUGCUCGAGGAGUUCAAGACGGAGAAGAGGCUGUGCAAGAUGUUCUACGCCGUCACGCUGCUCUUCCUGCUCCUCUGGGGGCCCUACGUCGUGGCCAGUUACCUGCGGGUCUUGGUGCGGCCCGGCGCCGUCCCCCAGGCCUACCUGACGGCCUCCGUGUGGCUCACCUUCGCCCAGGCCGGCAUCAACCCUGUCGUGUGCUUCCUCUUCAACAGGGAGCUGAGGGACUGCUUCAGGGCCCAGUUCCCCUGCUGCCAGAGCCCCCAGACCACCCAGGCCACCCUCCCCUGCGACUUGAAAGGCAUCGGCUUGUGAGGGGCUCUCCUGCCUCGUACGCCCCACCCGGCCUUUCCCUUUGGCUCGGACAGUGACGUCGUUUCUCUCUCUUCUGCCCCCUUAUUAAUUUUCUAAGCUGCCUUCAAAAUGACUCUCAAAGUGGUUAAGCACUUGGAUUGUACAGACUACUUUUUUCUUGGCGGGGGGGGGGGGGGGGGGAUGGGUUUCGAUGUUCCAGCCCCACCUCCAGCUCCGUGCAUUUGUCCUACUAAGUAUAUUUUCAUCCUGAACAAUAGGCCUUGGAGUCUUUGUACUGGUACUGACGUCUUUUAUUCCAUGUGUUCCUUUUUUUUUUUUUUUUUUUUUUUAAUAAAGCCUACACUAAUUUUCUUCAUGCAACGUUUCCUAAAGACCUUGGCCAGUUUUCUACAGAAGCUAUUUUUGACAACCUCAAGUGGCAUUACAUUUCGCAGUGAAGUAGAGGAACCUAGGGGACUUCACAAGUUUGAUUUCUUGAGGGUCUUCUGUGGGAAGCAGGAGAAAGGGGGGAGGGGAAAUUGUCGUCAGUUCCCCCUUGAGUUGCCGGCCGUGGGGUCAGUUGUGCUGCUCUGGUUCUUUGAAAGUGUUGAAAACUUUGUUCAGUAUCGGUAAUGAAUUUGAAGAGCAGAAAUGGGAGCGUAAAGUAGCGAGGCAGUGUUUUUUCAGCAGUGACAAGUGACCAGAUUUGUUUCCUACCUUCCUUUAUACUACUAGAAAAAUACACAUCAGCGGCAACAACUGCUCUCUGUAUUAUACCAAUCUUGAGUGGAAACAUUUCUGUAAAAUUGUAACUUUUAAAAAGAGUAAAAGUGUUUUGGUCAGUGAUGGUGUGGAGAAAAAAAAAAACCAGUAUUGCAUGUUUUUGUACUGAUUGUGGUUCACGGAUUGGGAAGGCUCUGGGAAGCAGAG